GAUAUGCUGCAGAGCGGGAAGUUGAACGGGCGGAAAAAUAACAAGCGCCCAACUGAGCAAAGUAGGACAGCUAACUUUUCUUGCCAUCUUUUUGACAGUCAAUCACUUGGAAGCAAAUCGACUUCGCCAUCGUACUAUUACAGCUACUUGUCAAGCUAAAAUGUACUUGCUAGUAUUCGAUUUUGGUGAGAAUUAUUGAGCUGGAUAGCUAGCUAACGCCUCGCUUGUUUUGUCUGGAGAAGGAUGGGAGACAGGACCCUGCUGCGGGAGCUAAAGCGGUUAUGUGUUGGCCCGGGUGCCUCUAUAUGGAGAUAUGUCACACAACAUAUUUUCAAUCAGAGCAAUGUAAGGGUUAUGCGUGGAAAUCUCCGAUGGUACAAAGUUCUGCACGAUAAGGAGUUGAAACAAGUAGUGGGGCAGAGUGAUGCUGCUAAGCGGUUUGAGCUUCAAGAGCAGAUAGAUGAGCUGAGAGUAGAACUAAACCACCUGGACUCUCAAAUCAAUGGGACUGAAGCACAGCUGGUUACUGAGGAGGAGUCCAUUAACCGGAGCUGGGAGAUGGUGGAGGAGAACCAAUGCAGGGAGCUGCUUUUACAGGCUUUUAAGCAGCGCUGCAUGAAGGAGCGCCACUCUCUUUCAGAGGAUAUCCUCAAGAUCAGUGGGCACUCCCAGGUUCUGGAGCAGCUGUCUAGGAGGGCAGAGGUGAAGGUGGUGUUUGGAAAUGAAACCUCCAAUAGCAGUGGGGACCAUCUCAACCCAUCAGGAGCAGAGCCUAAGGUUCUGCGUAACAUCCGAGAGUUGUGUGAUGAAAGACUCCAGUUCUUCCAGUCUUUGCAAGAGAGUGAACUGAACAUGACAUCUUCCACUGCCACACACUUGACACGUGAACAGAGAACUGCAGUAUUUCAACAUUGGUUAAGUGCUGUGGAGGACUUGUUGCAAUGCUAUCCUCCGAACCAAGUGCUGUCAGCCUUGCAGUACCUGGCCUUGGGACAGGAAAUGACAUUGGAGGAGAUGCUUGCCUCUUUGGGUAUGGUUCGUGAUGUUGCUGCAUUACGGUUUCGCUACGAGAGUAAUCACCUGCUGGACAUCUCAAAAGAAGAGGAAGAGCUACCAACCGUUAAGAGUCUUUUACAGUCAGCUUGGGAGGAGGUGGAACAGAGUCUGAUGGAACUGGCUCAGACACGGUCACGAAUUCAACAGCUCCAGACCCGAAAGAAAGAGGCACAUUUAGAGCUGAUUGGCGGGGAAUCUCAAACCGACGCCCUGUCACUGUCAGUGUUUAAGCUGGAGAUGCAGUGUGUGAUUCAGGCAGCAGUGAGAAAUAGUUUGCGGGACCAGUGUGUUCAAAUGGAGCAGCAUGCCAGGGACCGACAGGAGGACCUCCGCAACCUACGGAGCCAAUGGCAAAACAUCAUGGACUUCAGACAGCUUGGGGAUGUCAGGCAGGAACAGAUAAGCGGUCUGAUCAAGGGGAACUCAACAGCUAAGACUGAACUGACUCGUGUGCAUAAGGAGAUUGGACAGUUUGUUCAGGGAAAGCUGGUUCCCCAAUUUGCUAAAGUUCUUUCAGCAGCCAAUAGGCUUCGCAACUCUGUGUCCCAAGAGGCCAGACAGUUUGGGAACGUGUCACUGUUGACACUUGACCGCAGGAUCAUUGAAGGCGAGCAGAGAAUUCCAGCAUCGUGGUUGUCUAUCCAUCGCUUGCAUUCCUUGCCCUUCCACAAUCUGUGUCAAAGCCUGGCUUUCCCAAUGUAUCGAGCCCCUGAGGAACUGUACACCCAAGCUCUAUCCCAGCAUCUGGAGCUUCGAUUUCUGCGUCGUUUGCUGCAAUUGCACUCAUCCUCUUUAACAAAUGUAGAGAAGCAGGGAGCGCUGCUUCCUGCACCUAACCAACAAGCCCUCCUGCUACGUGUCCUGGAGGAAGACAAGGAGCUGCUUAAGUCUUUAUUGCCCAAGGUUCGGGAGCUUACCCAGCGCUGCUCACAGGGCCUUUCUUAUGGGUAUCAGGUCAAGAUUGCCAUUUCCCAUUGGUGGGAUCAGCCAGCUCAGUUUGCUCUGCCUGACAUACGCAAGGGGGGACUGACUUUUCAGCAGUGGCUACAGAGGUGGAAAUUUGCAGCUAAGGCUUCUUGAUGAGCUCCCUAGAAAAUAAAGACAAGACUGAAGUGCAUAGAUACCCAGCAAACAGGAUGUCCAGGGGACCAUGACACAACCUUCCUAAGUUCUGGGGACAUCCUAACGGCUAAUUUCUGUUUGCAGGGUAUGCACCAAGGUGAAUUUUAGAGAACAAUACUGUUCUUUGUAGUACUAAAACUACAAUUGUAUUCCCACUGACAUUAAUUUACAAUAUUGUUAGUUUCUCAUCUUCUUUUUGCUAAACAUGAUGCCAUUCAAUUUGUAUCGCACGUACAUUUCUAUUGUCUUUAUGCCAUUAAAUUAACUUUGCCUGCACCGUA
Molecule: messenger RNA, 2459 nt
Organism: Oncorhynchus masou masou (cherry salmon)
Lineage: Eukaryota; Metazoa; Chordata; Actinopteri; Salmoniformes; Salmonidae
Gene: haus5
Product: HAUS augmin-like complex, subunit 5
Exons: 19
Coding region: 244-2136 (630 amino acids)
Biological process (GO): centrosome cycle; spindle assembly
Cellular component (GO): centrosome; HAUS complex
Source: RefSeq, a predicted model, not a curated record